AUGCUAGAGGGCGAGGAUGUCAUGAUCAUCGCGAAAACUUACUAUGUCCCAUCGACAUCCGAUCUUUCAGAAACGAUAGCCACUAAAUCCGAUGAGAGCGUCCGGUCACCUUCAGCGAAGCACAACCUAAACCUGGGGCAGCCUACUACGUUACAAUUGCUGCCGGAAAUGCAUGCUGGAGGCACCUCUCGCUCGGGUUCGCAGGUUGAGACACCCAUUUGGUUUGGCAAGUUGACACGCCACCUAUAUGACGAUGUCUAUCUCAAACGCCGAGACAAGCUUGCGGAUGCUGCUCAUCAUGGAGACCGGGAUGUCGUCCAGGCAUAUGUGCGAGAAGCCCGUGGCGCUGGAUUCAACUCCUGGCCAAAUUAUCACCGACUCGGGGGUUCGCGAGGCCCAUCUGGCUGGACUCCUCUGCACCAGGCCUCAUUCCUUGGGGUCCCCGAAUCUGUUGUUAGUAUGCUCAUCGAUCAUGGUGCCUCAAGGAUUUUGCAAACUCCGUGGACUUCGCAGGGAGAGCUCCCUUACCUUAACAUGACUUCACUGGAAAUGCCGCAGUUCCUGGGGUCUAGGCAUCUGUAUAGGGCACUCUCACCAGCCAUACUUCAUCAUAUUCCACCUGCAACCCUAGACAGGUUGCAACAACAUUUCCGCGCCUUGAUCAAAGACGAUUUGGCUGGUCAACGCGAAGGGGCCAACUUGCGUCUUCCCGAACUAAAACUGCUCACCGAGCUGCAGAAUCCAGAGACGUAUUUUCCGCUCCGGUCUCCCAAGAUUGCCAUGGAUGGCCGAGAGCUUAUGACAAUGAGCAUCGAUAUUUCCCCGUCCUCAGGGUCACAAUGUUUUCGCAUCACGGAACGAAUUGGUGUGCAACAGAUCCACGAUGCUGUGUUGUUCGAUAUGAAGUAG
Messenger RNA from Exophiala oligosperma, 909 nucleotides. RefSeq lists its product as uncharacterized. NCBI's taxonomy places the organism in Eukaryota, Fungi, Ascomycota, Eurotiomycetes, Chaetothyriales, Herpotrichiellaceae. The transcript is spliced from 2 exons. The coding region runs from base 1 to 909 and encodes 302 amino acids. Gene Ontology annotation, molecular function: protein binding. The record is from RefSeq and is a predicted model, not a curated record.